AUGGGGAAGGGAAAGAACAAGGCCAGUGAAGACAGAACAAGUGGAUCUCGAACAUCUAACGGACACAAACUGAAACAACAUCAUCUUCGAAAAGGAAGACAAGAAUUAGGAUCAUCAGCAUCAGAUGGCGCUACCUCAUCGAAACAUAAAUUCCCCACGAAACUAGCCAUGUGGGACUUUGACCAUUGUGAUCCAAAGAGGUGCAGUGGUAAGAAACUCGAACGUCUUGGCUUGAUCAAGAAUUUGCGUGUAGGGCAGAAAUUUCAGGGAAUAGUAGUUAGUCCUAAUGGGAAAUUGACUGUUUGUCCCAAUGAUCUAGAAACGGUUGAACAAAAUGGGGCAGCAGUUGUGGAGUGUUCUUGGGCGAGACUUGAUGAAAUACCGUUUAGUAAAAUUGGCGGGAAAAAUGAACGACUAUUACCUUAUUUAGUAGCUGCUAAUCCGGUGAACUAUGGAAGACCAUGGAAAUUGAAUUGCGUUGAGGCAUUGGCCGCAUGUUUUGCCAUUGUGGGUCACAAUGACUGGGCUGAAUCGUUAUUACUGAACUUCUCGUGGGGUUUGACUUUUUUGAAAAUAAAUCAAGAGUUGUUGCAAGUUUACCAAGAUUGUAGUGAUUCAGAAAGUGUAUUGAGGGCACAAGAAGAAUGGUUGGUUAAGAUAGAGCAGGAGUCCAAGCAGAGAAAAGAACAGGUACAUAAAGAGGACGUUUGGAUGUUGGGAAAUGUGAAUAGAAAAAAAAGAGAUGAUAUUAUGGAUAGUGAUGACGAUGUGUCGGAGGAGGAGCUAGAAGAAGAAGAAGAAGAAGAAGAGGAAGAAGAAGAAGAAGAAGUAGAAGAAGUAGAAUACGAUAAAUUUGGUAAUAUAAUUGAGAAAAGGAAAGAAAAACAAUUGUUGAAUGAAAUCAAAUAUGACAAAUUAGGGAAUGAAGUGGAAGAGGAAUUGAGCGAGCAAGUGGAUGCGCUAUGUGUAUAA
This is a messenger RNA of Lodderomyces oxycetoniae, 972 nucleotides long. Its product is annotated as ribosome biogenesis protein TSR3. NCBI's taxonomy places the organism in Eukaryota, Fungi, Ascomycota, Pichiomycetes, Serinales, Debaryomycetaceae. Gene Ontology annotation, biological process: maturation of SSU-rRNA. The coding region runs from base 1 to 972 and encodes 323 amino acids. Gene Ontology annotation, molecular function: rRNA small subunit aminocarboxypropyltransferase activity. The record is from RefSeq and is a predicted model, not a curated record. The transcript has a single exon.